Molecule: messenger RNA, 2262 nt
Organism: Lycium ferocissimum
Lineage: Eukaryota; Viridiplantae; Streptophyta; Magnoliopsida; Solanales; Solanaceae
Product: protein SUPPRESSOR OF GENE SILENCING 3
Exons: 6
Coding region: 171-1970 (599 amino acids)
Biological process (GO): regulatory ncRNA-mediated gene silencing; defense response to virus
Source: RefSeq, a predicted model, not a curated record
CCCCCACCCCCAACCCCCACACUGCCACUAGUAUUUCUUUGACACUCAGUAGACACGGUAAACUUGUCCAUUUCCUCUCUCCCUCAAAGACCACCUAAGUCCAGUCAUUCUACCGCAGGCGAUCAUUUUCUUUGGCGAACCCCUGUUGUAGCUAACAGCUUGAUCCAAAGAUGAGUUCGAGCAAUUCAUCAGCAAAGCAGAAAGGUAUCUCUACACCAACAGUUGACGAGAUAAAUGUAGGUGUUGGAGUUAUGGGGUUGAAUUCUGAACAAAAUGAGGGAUGGGAAGUGUAUGCAAGGAAGCCCAAGAACAAGAGUGCUGGGAAGCAACGGGUUCCUCAGAAUCCAAGUGCAAAAGCAGCUUGGGGAAACCAGCAGAAUAGGGGUCAUCCAGAUGUUGUUCAGAAGCGUAACAAUGGACGAGGGGGUUCUAGGAAUAACUGGUCGUCUACAUCUAAUGAUCCUCGAAAACCUGUAAGGCAGCAGCUGUAUGAUCCAUCACCUGCUGCAGUUCCUCCUGCUCUGAAGAAUGGUUGGGAUUGGUCUGCUAGAGUUGCUGCCUCAGCACAUCCCAAGGAGAACCAAGCCCCUGUUCCUGCUGCUGAUGAUGAUAAGGCCAGUGAAGAACAUGAGGAUAAUGAAUUGGAUUUUCUUGAUGAAAGUGAUGAUGACCUUCAUAGUGAUGACUUUGAUUCAGAUGUGGCUGAAAUGAGUUAUGAGACGCGCAAGAAAAAUCCCUGGUUCAAACAGCUUUUUGAAUCUCUUGACAGUUUGAGUGUUACUGAGAUUAAUGAUCCUGAACGACAGUGGCACUGCCCUGCAUGCAAAGGUGGUCCAGGUGCAAUUGAGUGGUUUACAGGGUUGCAAUCAUUGACUACCCAUGCAAAAACCAAAGGAAUAAGGGUCAAAAUACACAGAGAACUUGCUCAACUUUUGGAGGAAGAGCUCCGUCAGAGAGGUACUUCCGUUAUACCUCCAGGUGAAGUGUAUGGAAGAUGGGAUGGCAUUGAAUUUAAAGAUAAGGAAAUAGUGUGGCCACCAAUGGUGAUUAUCAUGAACACGAGGCUUGAUAAAGAUGACAAUGACAAGUGGAUUGGAAUGGGAAAUCAGGAGCUGCUUGAAUAUUUUAGCUCUUAUGCUGCUGUCAAGGCUCGACAUUCAUACGGUCCACAAGGCCAUCGUGGCAUGAGUGUGUUGAUUUUUGAGGCCUCUGCCGUGGGACACAUUGAGGCUGAGCGUCUCAGUGAGCAUUUUUCGGAAAUUGGAAGAGAUAGAGAUGCAUGGGAUCGCUGUUCAGUUCCCUUUUAUCGUGGGGGAAACCGUCUGCUUUAUGGUUACAUGGCUGAUAAAAGAGACAUAGAUAGCUUUAACCAGCAUUCAGCUGGGAAAUCGAAGUUGAAGUUUGAGAUGAGGUCAUAUAAAGAAACUGUUUGGAAUCCAGCCAAGCAGAUGAGGGAAGAUAAUCAACAACUAAUUUGGUUCAAGAACAAAGCUGCUAAACACCAAAUGCAGGCUAAAGCUCUUGAAGAGUCUCUCAGUCUGGUGAGUGAAAAGCACCGUCAGACAUUGGAAGAGAACAAGAUUGUCAGAUUGAAAACAAAGAUGCACCAUGAACAGAUCAAGGAAGAGAUGGAGUUUCAAGAGCAGUUUUUCAAGGAUCAGCUCAAAGUAAUUCAUGAUGCCAGGAAUGCUGAGGAGGACAAGUUUGAAAAGAUACAGCAGGAGCAGCGUGAGAUGGUCAAACAGUCUAAUGCAAAUACUUCCUCGGUUAGGGCAGAAAAAGUUGCAAAAUUUAUCGAUCUUCAAGAUAGGGAAAUGGACGAGUUCGUGGAAGAGAGGGAGAAUCUAAUGCGAACACAUGAAGAUAGGGUAGCUGCAUUGAGACGCAAAUACUGGGAAGAGGAGGUUGAACUUGAGAAGAAAUUCGACCUUGAACUUGCUAAGCUAAUGGAGAAGUACUCCCCAAAGUAAUCUGAUCAGGUCGAUAGCAGUGGCCCCAUGUGACUCAAAUUCUUAUAGUAUUCAGAUACCAUAGUAGCUUUAGAUUGCUGAUAAACGUAAAAAAAUAGCUGCUAGAAAAACGGCUUUCGCGCUGCACAAACUUUUUUAAUCCUGGUCUGACCAUGUGUUCUGAUGAUGCUAAAGAAACGAUCCCCCGGAAACACAAACAAAUGCCUUUGAACUAAUUAGUCUACAACUAAUGUUGCACAACAGAUGCUAUAAUAUACUUUUGAGGGGUUUUAUAUGUUUGCGAAUUGUGAAA